Oldenlandia corymbosa var. corymbosa is the source of this 1207-nucleotide messenger RNA. The record is from the annotation of a GenBank genome assembly. NCBI's taxonomy places the organism in Eukaryota, Viridiplantae, Streptophyta, Magnoliopsida, Gentianales, Rubiaceae.
AUUUAUCAUUAGCUUUCACCUUCUGGAGUCUCUGAACCGCCGCCGCCCCGCCGCUGCCGCUCCGAACAUCACAUGCCAGCAGAAAGAGGCUUUGGAGAUGGAUGAGGAACCGAUCAAAAGUAGCAGCAGUAGUCGUAGUAAUGGACAUGAUGAGGUAAAAAAGGUUUUGGAGGAGCUUAUCCGCAAGGAUGAUGAAGGGGGUUUUGUCUCUUUCAUCCGGAGCUAUUCCGAGAAUCGCGGUUUCAGGGCUAUUGAGCAGCAUUAUGAUGACUUAAUGAUGUGGAUUUGUUCUUAUUCUGCGCGACGUUGUGCCACUGCACUACUGAAAGGAGAGACUGGACUUGCUGUUGAUCUUAAUGUGCCACUGAGAAAUGGAUGUUAUCCGUUGCACCUUGCGGCCGAAAACUUAUGCUCUGGCCUUAUGUAUUUAUUUCUGCAUCAUGGAGCUCACACUGAUCUGCAAUGUGGUGAUAAAGACUCAAAGUAUUUCAGAAUGCUUCCGUUAAGUGUUGCGCUCGAGGCAUUGCGUUAUCACAAAUAUCUGAGUGAUUGGAAUCCUUCCAUUUCCGUUUUUAAGUUGAUAUAUUGUCUUUGCUUCCGAGAAUUACAAGAACCAUUGAAGACAGUGAAAAUACUUUCUGAGAAAACACAAGAGCUGGAGAACAUAAGUUUUUCCUUAGUCCGAGAGGGGAAGCUAGUGGAGCUUGCCGGGCUGUUGUUUGUGGCCUGGAACAAGCUGCUUGCCCCUCCCAGUGACGACAAUGUAGAUUGUUCUGCCAUUGGGCAGUGCGUUAUGGAAAGUUUAGCUUCACUAAUUGAUCAAGAGUAUAAACUUGUUAACACUGGCAGAAAUGAAGCGCUCUUUCGUGUUGGGAUGAAAGCUAGGGACAAAGAAGAACUCCUUUGCUCCAUUGAUCAGGUGCUCCUCUCAAGGCAACGGCAAAUAUCUUCAACAUCUUUCGAUGGGAGCAGGAAACAAAAAGAUCUGGUUUCUAAAGACCUUGCAAGUAAUCACCUUCUUCAGGCUCCUUCGUCAAGAGCAUUUCACACCUGUCAGAUUCCGAGGUCUCUAUCAAUCCCCAAGCUCUAUGAUCUGUCUGAAGCUCACCAUCGUAUGAAUAAUAUAACCAGCAAGCAACCAAAUGUUCUUUCUGCUAUGCGGUGGGCGUAUUAUGGUUUGACCUUGAUGAGAUUAUGGAGAAAAUGA